This is a messenger RNA of Pelobates cultripes (western spadefoot toad), 262 nucleotides long. Lineage: Eukaryota; Metazoa; Chordata; Amphibia; Anura; Pelobatidae. The record is from the annotation of a GenBank genome assembly.
AUGAGCCCGCUGAACGUUGCGGGCCGCCGGAUCCGGGACUUCCGCCACCCCCCUGCGACGAAGCGGUGCAGAGCAGGGUUGUCGGUGCGGGAGGGCCGGGUCUGGGGCCGCACCUCCGGCUGGGAAUGGCUUCUGUGCAAGUCUGGGUGGACCAUUGGAUCCGGAGCUCCCAACAUCCCCUGUGACGAAGCAAUGCAGAGCAGCGGAACCGAUGCGGGAGACCCGGGUCCAGGGCUGCGCCUCUGGUGGGGGACCAUCUUGG